UAAUUCCAUAUUCUAUUCGAACGACCGCGCAGGGAGGUUUAAUCACGUUAUGUGCCAUGCGAAGCGCUGCGGUCCGCCAGUGUACAGUUCAAGAAUGGACGUCUAUUGCCCCAUUAGUGUACAGAGUCGGGAUAUUUGUAUGUGUACAUAACUUGACAUAACCGUAGCCGAAAAAAAAAAACAAUAUUUCUUUGGUCACAUACAAAUUGAAAACAAAAUUUGCGGCACAGUUUGUGUAAAAGAAGGGAAACGGUAAAAUGGGUAAAACACGAAACGGGAAAGCUGCUGUUAUAUGUACAGCGAUCGCUUUCAUCUUAAUUGUGAUCGCGUUCACCACACCCAACUGGCUCGAAACAGACGGAAAAUUGGAAAAUCCGCAGUUCAUUAAAAUCGGUUUGUGGCAAGUGUGCUUCCAAGGAUUUGAACAUCCGCAUCAUCUGUAUGACACAAAAUUUUAUGGAUGCUGGUGGGUGUUCGAGGAAGAAUACUAUAUAAUUCACGACAUCCUUCUGCCAGACUUUUUCGUCGCUACGCAGUUCUUUUUCACUCUGUGCCUGACUUUAUUGUUAAUAGGAGGUUUCUUAACUGUAUUAUAUACGUGUUGCUCACGGCAUCACGAUAAAUAUCAAUUGCUCCUAUGGACAAUCGGUGGAAACUUGUUGUUAGGUGGAAUCUGUGGCCUUAUAGCCGUUAUAAUAUUUGGUGCGAGAGGAGACGGCAGAGACUGGAUGCCGAAUUGGGAGCACAAUGAUAUUAGCUGGUCUUAUGCAUUAGCUGUAUUAGGGAGCUUUAUUCUAGUUGCAUCUGGUAUGCUGUUCUUGAUCGAAGGUCGUAGACACAGAAAGAAACAAGAAAAGAUACUGCACGAGGAACAGAAGACGCAUACAACUAUUUAAAUGGAGCGUAGUUCUUCUUCAGAGAAAAUGACAAAAUGCAAUCUCCAAGCGCAUGGUUCCGCUGUGAAUUUAAAUAUGUAGACUCAUUCUUUCGUAUGCUCCACACAGAUUCUUUUAAGACUAAGAUAUUUAUACUCAUUAUUUUUGUAAGUGUUGUCUACGUAACACUCGAAGAUCUUUUUUAACUUAUGAACCACAAUGAUGUUUUAAGUAUAUUUUAAUGAAACGGAGAGAUGAUAUUGGAAGAAGUAUUUUAUAACAGUAUAACUGUUUUUACACAAAUAUAUUAUGCACACAUUGUUCUGUAAGAUAAUUAAGUAACGAUUCCAUCCAUAGGUGUAAGAAGCUCUAUGAAGAGACUAGGAGUUUGUACAUAUAACUAGUAUUACUUGUUUAACUGAAAUCUAAUUGCAUGGCCUUAACAAAUAUUAUAUGUUUGUUAUAUUCUUUUUAUAUCGGAAAAUUGUAUGAGAAGUUGUAAACAAUAAAAUAACUUGUUCAAAAUC
Molecule: messenger RNA, 1402 nt
Organism: Ceratina calcarata
Lineage: Eukaryota; Metazoa; Arthropoda; Insecta; Hymenoptera; Apidae
Gene: kune
Product: claudin
Exons: 2
Coding region: 258-896 (212 amino acids)
Biological process (GO): regulation of tube size, open tracheal system; septate junction assembly
Cellular component (GO): septate junction; membrane
Source: RefSeq, a predicted model, not a curated record